GCGAUAAUCGAAGUUGGUAGUCUCACAUGACAGAGAAGGAGAGGGAGAGAGCGUAAGAAGAUCGUCCAUUAAUUAUUUAUCAAUUCAGUCGUUAUCUGUCACAAGUUAUUAUCUGCGUCAUCUCCAGAUGUUUGUCGAUCGAAUUUUCAUAUACGUCCCGCUGUUGGCAAUCGUUGUUGUGUUCGCGAUACACGUCGACAACAUUGAGAGCGAUACGUAACGAAGAGACGUUUCUCUCGAUUAAAACAACGUGUCAGCGAAAGGACGAUUUAACGAGGACGUAGUUUUUUUCUUUUAGAUCGCGCAGUUUGUAUUAGAAUAAUCGGAUUGUAUUGUCAUGAAGCAUCGUUCUUCGAUUUUCAGAAAGGAGCAGCGUUUACUUCGAAGUAUCGUUCUGUGUUGACAAAUCAAUCUUUCGACGAGAUAACCUCUCAGCUGGCGGAUUUUGAUUAUCAAUCUUGGAUAAAAUGUCAUUGAUCGAAGGAGUUGGCGAUGAAGUCACAGACUUUUUCAUUGUUAUGAGUAUAUUGCUGGUUGGAUGGCUCGCUUGGUGUUCGACGAGUAUAGCGGAUCAGCCAUUGAUACGUACUGUACUUAUAUUACGUGAUCGGACGCCAACGCGUAUCGCGGCAAUAAGAGCCAAUCGUCAAAAUGUAAGCAGCAUUAGUCAAGAUGUUGGGCGACCACCAAAUUUAGAAACAACAGAAGAGGAAACAAACGAAACAGCUUCUGAUAAUGAUAGUAUACAAUCAAACUGUCCAAAUGCAUCUGCCAUGGAUAUUAGUGAAACUCAAGAUGUCGCUAGACCAAUGGAGUCUACAACAGCAGAAGAAGUACUUAUCGAAACCAUGGAUUCAUUUAGCAAUGAUGAUUCAACACUGCUUCAUAGAUCUGUUAAAGCAGAUAAUUCUGAUACGACAAAUAUUAUAGACCAAACUUGUGGUAGUUCGUCAGAAUGUACAACAGAAGAUUCGAUAAGCGAUAGCAAUGAAAUCACUAUAAAAUUAAAAUUCAUAAACGAUGAUCAGAAACUAGUUACUGGCAGUCUUAAAGAAAUGCUAGGUGAUUUUAAAAGGAGGCACUUUCAAAUGGAAUUGGAAGCGCAUAAAUCAGUACGAUUAGUAUUCAAUGGUCGCGUAUUACAGCCCGACACUCAAACUCUUGAGCAAUGCGGCUUAUUCAAUGAUUGCGUAGUUCACUGUUGGGUGCAUCAACCGCGGCCAGCUACCGUAUCAUCAUCCCAGACAUCUACAUUGGAUAAUUCGUCGUCCAUCUAUUUUAAUUCUCAAUCGUUCUCAGACCUGCCCACGGGCACGGGUCUCAGUUCGGUGCACAAUGAUUGGGACCUGAGUCGACUCUUAGUAAGCAUCCUGACGAUUGUUUUAGGUCUCGCGUGGUACUCGCGGUAUCAUUACGCUCAACUUUUUACCGCGACGACCACGCUUGCACUUUACGCGCUAACUGCGAUCUUUACUGUCUCCCUAUUUAGUAAUUUCUUUCCUGAUCAAGACAACAUUCGAAACGUCGAAUAAAACUGCAAUUACUACGCUGUAUAUGUUAAUGAAAGCACUUUAAAUACAAAUGGUUUAUUAUAUGAUUUAAUAAUAUGAUUACUUGAUUUAAUUUGAUUAUUUAAUCACAUAGAAAUCUUGAUCACUAAGCAUUUGUUUUUAAUGUGACACUUUCGAAAUCAUAUUUACUUUAACAAAGACGAGUUUGUUCUACAAUUUGAUUUUUAUUAUUUUUCUAGAUGUUGAUUUUAAUGUGUAUCUCUAUAAGUAGCUUAAUUCAAGAAAUAAAACAUAAUACAACACAUGCAAUGCACAUUUCUAAAGUAAAUUUCUUUCAAAUUAUAUUUAAGCCGGUUACAAGAGUAAUCCUAUAUACAAUUGAAGUGUUAAAUUAUCGUAUAAAAUUUAGUAACAUUUUUGUGAAAAAUUGCGAAUAUAAUAGACAUAUUAUAUGCAAGUAUUUUCACAAGAAAUAUCACUUUGUAUCAUACAAUAAUUGGAAAAAUAUCUUGCAUAAAAUAAGUUGUGC
Messenger RNA from Camponotus floridanus (Florida carpenter ant), 2040 nucleotides. RefSeq names its product transmembrane and ubiquitin-like domain-containing protein 1. Gene Ontology annotation, molecular function: protein binding. The record is from RefSeq and is a predicted model, not a curated record. The coding region runs from base 468 to 1532 and encodes 354 amino acids. Lineage: Eukaryota; Metazoa; Arthropoda; Insecta; Hymenoptera; Formicidae. The transcript has 4 exons.